AUGCUGUCCUGCGAGUGUCGUCAGAAUGUCAUCAGCCCUCCCGAGGCGUCGGUCCGCUGCCGCCCGAAAUCCCCCAAGAUCAAUAAUUUAAAGCUCUCCCUGAAAAAGUCCGAUAUUAUCGGACUUUCAAGGGUGAUAAAUCAAGCCGGGCCAUCCAGCAGUAGUUGUAGUGUUCGUUCGCGCUCCGAAACCCUUUUAAUAAAACCCUCCAACCCAUCUCCGCAUAGGUACGUCGCACUUCACCGUCGCAAUAUGGGCGCUAUAGAGCCCUCUAACAACAAUAUGGUGCGAAUAUCCCCCGUGAUGACUGGCUACAGAGGUAUAAACAAAUUUCGGCGGCGGAAUCGCCCGCACCUAUCGUCGGCGGCGGGGGCGGUGCCAGCGAGUCGCCGCCCCCCUCGAACCGCCGCGCGGGCCGCCGCCGCUCUCAGUCGCAUUCCGCCGCCGCCGCGACAUUCGAAUGCCACGCGAAAACGGGUGUCAGUGCGUAUGCAGCAGACUGUCGGUGCACAUGCCAGGAUGGACCAAGAGGACCAGCAUCUAGCAGAAGAAUACGUGCAGGACUUCGUCCUCGACCACCUGGAGGGCGUCACGGUGAAGAGCGAGGACAAGCGGAUGGCGGAGGCGGACUGGGAGCGCUGCCGCCAGUGGCCGGACGAGCGCAGGAUGCCGCCGUUGUCGCCGCCCCCGGACCCCAUCUACCCCCAGCAGCCGGUGCUGGUCAACAUGACGCUGAUGAACGACCCCGGCACGCCGCCGGAGACGCCGCCGAGCAACUCCCCGGUCAACUGCCGACCGCCGAACAUGAUGGACGAAAUGAUGUGGUUCCCGCAGACGAUGCGCCCGGAGCCGCAGCCCCUGGACCUGCGCCCCCUGCACUGCAUGGGCGGGGAGCCGGACUGGGAGCGGCGGGAGUACAUCCCAUCGGGGAUGGUCAUGGACAACGGCAGCCACCAUAUCAUCCACCAAAGGCCCCAGUCCGUCUGUUCCGGCGCCAGCACCAUCUCCCCCCGCCUCAACCACAACACCACCAGCGGCUACUCCACCUGCAGCGAGGACCUCGGCCUCAACGACGAGAUGCUCAUGACCCUGUCCGUGCGCGAGCUCAACAAGCGCCUCCACGGCUGCCCCCGCGAGGAGGUCGUCCGGCUCAAGCAGAAGCGGCGCACCCUCAAGAACCGCGGCUACGCGCAGAACUGCCGCUCGAAGCGGCUCCAGCAGCGCCACGACCUGGAGCAGACCAACCGCAGCCUGCAGAGCGAGCUGCACCGGGUCAAGAUCGAGCUGGCGCGGGUGAGCCAGGAGCGGGACCUGCUCAAGCAGCGCCUCCAGCUGGGUCGCCAGCAGAUGCAGCACCUCAACUCCGACGGGCAGAGCUCGCCCGAGUUCUACCUGUGACACCAUUUUCCGGGUCGGAGGAUCUAGUGAUUUCGACCCCCUGAGGCAAAGACUUGUACAAAGUGACGUUGCGUUGCGGUUUCUAGGUUAGGGAUUCGCUCUGAGUUUGUUUCGUUACCGAGUCACUUGAAGUGAUACUGCAUAUCUUUUUUAUUGUUUCUUUUAUAAUUUUUACGAUGAUAUAUUUUUAUAUGGAUCGGGUGGUGAAAGCGACCUGACGGCGGUUG
This is a messenger RNA of Zophobas morio, 1625 nucleotides long. Its product is annotated as transcription factor MafA. Lineage: Eukaryota; Metazoa; Arthropoda; Insecta; Coleoptera; Tenebrionidae. Gene Ontology annotation, molecular function: DNA-binding transcription factor activity, RNA polymerase II-specific; RNA polymerase II cis-regulatory region sequence-specific DNA binding. The record is from RefSeq and is a predicted model, not a curated record. The coding region runs from base 1 to 1398 and encodes 465 amino acids. The transcript has 3 exons. Gene Ontology annotation, biological process: regulation of transcription by RNA polymerase II. Gene Ontology annotation, cellular component: nucleus.